Molecule: messenger RNA, 2122 nt
Organism: Megalopta genalis
Lineage: Eukaryota; Metazoa; Arthropoda; Insecta; Hymenoptera; Halictidae
Source: RefSeq, a predicted model, not a curated record
CGUUGCAGGUGUUCCUUUUCUAUCAGAUACGGCACACGGCCGAUUUGAUAAAACUCAUGGAUGAAGUUCACAUCAGAUGUUUGCGCGUUCUCAUCGGAGACAGCGGCGACGAUUAUGUUAGACUUACGGAGCAUCGUAUUCUGUUUGCUGCUGGCCCUGAUCUGUCCUUUCUACGCAGGACGGACGGCUGGUAUCAAUUCGGGAAAUGAUGCUGGAAGUGAUCCUAUCGAGCAGAAGUGCAGCAAGGAUGCGGAUUGCAAAAUACCGAACACCCAUUGUUUAGACUCCACAUGUCAAUGUGCUAAUGGUUACGUCAUCAAUGGAAGCUUGACUGCGUGUGUUCCAAUCGCAACUGGAUACGGUGAUCACUGCACCGAGGCGAUAGAAUGCUCGAAACGUUUAUACAGUGGCGCAGCGUGCUUGAACAAUGCUUGCGAAUGCGUCGCCGAUGGUUACUAUUACUUCAAUGGAAGAUGCAAUGCAUAUUCAGGGCUGUUCGACAAGUGCAACAGCGACGUCGAUUGUUACGUGCAUGCCGAAUACGGAGCAGCGUACUGCGAUAAGGGAAAAUGCAGCUGCAGUCCGGGAUAUUAUCAACGCGAGUAUAGAUCGUGUCGUCCGGAAGCAAAAAAAGUUGGCGAUGCUUGUACGAUAAAGAACGACUGCAGAUUCGAUGAAAACGCGGAUUGCGAUAGCGAUAACAAGUGCACCGAAGCGGAGUUUAACGCUAUAACCGAAUCAAUGUUUAGCGUUUACAAAGAAGAAAAUUCCAACGAUACAGUAUCCGACUUCGGUAACUGUACAACGGACGGAGAUUGUAAACUCGUCAACAAUACGGACUGCAGCGCUCUAGGGAAAUGCAUCUGCAAAACAGGACAUUUUUAUCCAGGCAAAAACAAAACUUGUGUCCUUGAACUCGGAGAACCCUGUAACAUAACCGACAAGGCCGCCAUCGACUAUUCAGAAUGUAAAAAUGGAAAAUGGAAUUGCGCACCAGGACGAGUCCCUGCUUUGGACAAUCGUAAAUGUCUAAAAGCUGCGAAACAGUUCGACUGGAGCUGCCAGUACAACGCGCAGUGCUGGACUUUUGGGCCGGACGGUAUCUGCGUAGAGGGGAAAUGUGUAUGCAACGAGAGAUCGCACUUCGUCGAGUCCGAAUUGUUUUGCUGGUCGACGAAAGGACUCGGCGAACAAUGUCAAAAAGACCACGACUGUCGCAUGAAAGGUACAGGGGAAGUGCUGGCUUGCGAAAAAAACGUUUGUGUCUGUCCAAGUGGUACCCAUCUCAAUGCAGACAAUACUACAUGCUUGGAGAAUUACAUAGGUAUUGGCUCUGAUUGCGCCAACGACACGGAAUGCCAACCGAAAAAUUCGAUUUGCCGAGAAAAGCUUUGCACUUGCAAAGAAGAUUAUGUGUCAGACUCGUUUAAAUCUUGCGUAGCAGUUGCACCCUUUGGAUCGCCUUGUGACCUGGACAUUCAGUGUUCCGCCGUGGUGCCAAAUGCAACUUGUAUAAGUCUGACAGACACAGAUAAAAUAUGCGGCUGCGGCGACGAUCGGAAUUACAAAUUUGAUAGAUGCAACGUGAAAAAAGUUCUCGGCGACAGCUGCACAAAUCUCGGGGAUUGCUAUCUGAGUUCGAACGACUAUCGGGUAACGUGCAGGAACGGCCGUUGCGCAUGCGACUGGGCUUACAUUCGAGAAAAUGACACUACGUGCGCGCCACGUACGAAUGCUCGAUAUCAGAAUAACGGGAACAGUGCCAACAGCAUUUCUGGAGGAUUAUUAUCGAUACUGAUGACGACACUACUAUCGAUAAGUUAUCAUAGUUCGAUCAAACGUUAUUAAAAGCUAAAUACAAUGUAAACAUAAUUAUAGAUAUAAAACGCGAUUAUUAUCUACUUCUCGUUCGACAUUAAAAACGCAACAUUACAUAAUAAGAUAGAAUUUGGUCGGAUAGUUCGAACAAUUAUCUACGAUAUUUAUAAAAAAAGAACAUGACAAACCGUGGUGCUCUACAUGUCAAAGAAUUAAGUAUUACUUGAUCUCACGUAGAAAAAGUUUUUCGCACGAAACGUGAACUACUUUCUUAUCGAAUGCAAUAAAAACGUUGUGAUAAUGC